Messenger RNA from Capronia coronata CBS 617.96, 996 nucleotides. Its product is annotated as malate dehydrogenase, NAD-dependent. The record is from RefSeq and is a predicted model, not a curated record. Gene Ontology annotation, biological process: malate metabolic process; tricarboxylic acid cycle. Lineage: Eukaryota; Fungi; Ascomycota; Eurotiomycetes; Chaetothyriales; Herpotrichiellaceae. Gene Ontology annotation, cellular component: cytoplasm. The coding region runs from base 1 to 996 and encodes 331 amino acids. The transcript has 5 exons. Gene Ontology annotation, molecular function: L-malate dehydrogenase (NAD+) activity.
AUGGUGAAAGCUGUUGUGCUCGGUGCCGCUGGAGGCAUUGGCCAGCCAUUGUCCCUCCUCUGCAAGAUGUCCCCUCUCAUCGAUGUACUUUCCUUGUUCGAUGUGGUCAACUCUCCUGGUGUCGCGGCCGAUCUGUCUCACAUUGCCACGAAAGCGGGUGACUUCAAGGGAGAGCAGCAAGAGACUGAAGAUGCGAAGAAAGCAGCCUUGUCAGGUGCAGACAUUGUCAUCAUCCCCGCCGGUGUCCCACGCAAGCCUGGUAUGACCAGAGAUGACCUCUUCAAGAUCAAUGCUGGUAUCGUCAAGGACCUCAUCGUUGCCUGCUCCAAAUACUGCCCCAAGGCAUUCAUCUUGGUCAUCUCCAAUCCUGUCAACUCGACUGUCCCCAUCGCCGCUGAAGUUCUGAAAGAAGCCGGCGUCUUCGACCCGAAGAGACUCUUUGGUGUCACCACGCUUGACGUCGUCCGUGCCGAGAACUUCGUCGCCGAGCUCCUAAACCAGAAAGACUCCAGCAAAUUCAACAUCCCGGUUGUCGGUGGCCACUCUGGUAACACAAUCGUGCCUCUGUUCAGCCAGACUCAGCCUUCAGUCGACAUCCCGGCCGACAAGCUCGACGGAUUGGUUCAUCGUGUGCAGUUCGGUGGUGACGAGGUCGUCAAGGCCAAGGAUGGUGCCGGCUCCGCAACCCUGUCCAUGGCAUAUGCUGGUUUCAGAUUCGCCGAAGCUCUUUUGAAAGCCGCCAAGGGCGAGAAAGGCAUCGUCGAGCCAACAUUCGUCUAUCUGCCUGGCGUCGAGGGCGGUGAUGCUAUAGCCAAGGCGACUGGCUGUGAUUACUUUGCCGUUCCUGUUGAACUGGGCCCGGGCGGAGCUGAGAAGGCGAUCAACAUCGUCUCCAAGGCCAACGACUACGAGAAGAAGUUGUUGGAUGAAGCAACCAAGGCUCUCAAGACCAACAUUGAAGCUGGUGUCAACUUUGUCAAGGGCGCUUCCAAGUAG